Molecule: messenger RNA, 2419 nt
Organism: Thrips palmi
Lineage: Eukaryota; Metazoa; Arthropoda; Insecta; Thysanoptera; Thripidae
Product: fatty acyl-CoA reductase 1-like
Exons: 9
Coding region: 180-1814 (544 amino acids)
Biological process (GO): long-chain fatty-acyl-CoA metabolic process
Cellular component (GO): peroxisome
Molecular function (GO): alcohol-forming very long-chain fatty acyl-CoA reductase (NADP+) activity
Source: RefSeq, a predicted model, not a curated record
GGCCGAGUCUGGCUCACACUCGGCCGCGAACCCCAGUCUUGCGUACCGUCCCAUUGGGUCCCCUACAGUGCCGCGCACGUGCCCGCGAGCUUGAAGCAAGAGAGUGUUCCGAAGGUGCGCGUCCACCGCCGUGCGUUUUGUGACUUCACUGUGAACCAAUCAGUCCGAAGAGCUCCAGGAUGACCCUCGACGUGGACCGCGGCGUGACGGCGGGCGGCGCCUCCGAGCAGGCCCAGGCCGCCAACGGCGCCGACGUCGUGUCCUUCUUCCGCGGCCGCUCCGUGCUCGUCACGGGCGCCACGGGCUUCAUGGGCAAGGUGCUGGUGGAGAAGCUGCUGCGCGCGUGCUCCGACAUCGACACCGUGUACGCCGUGGUGCGCACCAAGCGCGGCAAGAGCCCCGCGGACCGCAUGGCCGAGUACGUCUCCUCACAGGCGUUCGACCGGCUGCGGCAGGAAGGCCUGGCCGCCCAGCUGGACAAGAUCGUGGCCGUCUCCGGCGACGUGUCCGCCGCGGGCCUCGGCCUCUCCGGCGACGACGCGGCGCUGCUGGCCGCCAGGGUGUCCGUCGUCUUCCACUGCGCCGCCAACGUGCGCUUCGACCUCAGCCUGGCCGACGCCGUGAACCUCAACACCGUGGGCACCCGGAACGUGCUCAACUACGCCAGCACCAUCGACCGCCUGGACGCCUUCAUCCACGUCUCCACGGCCUACUGCCACUGCGACGAGGACACGCUGGAGGAGCGCACCUACCUGGGCGACGUGAACCCCGAGAAGGUCAUCGACAUGUGCCAGUGGAUGGACCCUGCCGCGCUUAAGGACAUCACCCCCAAACUCAUCGGCUCCCUGCCCAACACGUACGCCUACUCCAAGGGCCUGUCCGAGCACCUCGUCAGCUCGUACAGCGAGCGGAUGCCCAUCGGCAUAGCGCGCCCCUCCAUCGUGAUGCCGUCGUGGCAGGAGCCCAUGCCCGGCUGGGUGGACAACCUGAACGGCCCCUCGGGGCUGCUGGUGGGGGCUGCCAAGGGGGUGGUGCGGUCUAUGCACUGCAAGGAGCACUACCUGGCCGACCUCAUGCCCGUGGACAUCGUCAUCAACGCCAUCAUCGCCCUCGCCUGGAAAGUGGGCCGCACUCGGCCGACCAAGCCGCUGGUGGUGAACAUGUGCGAGUCGGGCGACAACCCCGUGACCUGGGGCGGCAUGCUGGAGAUGUGCAAGAAGGAGUCGCGCGUCACGCCGUCCCAGGGCGCGGUGUGGUACCCCGACGGCUCCAUCAAGGACUCGCACUGGCAGCACACGCUGUGCGUCGUCUUCUUCCACUUCCUGCCCGCCUACCUCAUCGACUUCCUCAUGCUCGUCAGCGGCAACCGGAGAUUCAUGGUGCAGCUGCAGCGCCGGAUACAGGGCGGCCUCAAGAUCCUGCACUACUACACGACCCGCAAGUGGGUGUUCCGGAACGAGCGGCUCAAGGGCCUGGCGGCGGAGCUGAGCCCCCAGGACCGCAAGCGCUUCCCCAUGGACGUGCGCGCCGUGGACUGGCCCACGUACUUCCACAACUACGUGUCCGGCGUGCGGAACUUCGUGUUGCACGAGGACCCCGACGUCUCCAAGGCCGUCAGGCACCACCAGAGGCUCUACGUGCUGCACCGCGUGACGGUGGUCGCGUUCUACGCGCUCGUCGCCUGGCUGCUCUGGACUCUCGUGUCCGGGCUGAGCGGCGCGCUGAGCGGCGCGCUGUCCGUCGGCGGCAACCCCACCCUCUCCAGGUGGCUGGGCUACUCCGUGAGCUCCAUCGGCAUCACCUCGCCGCUGUGAGUCCAGGACGCCGUCCCGCCGUCCCGCCACCCGGGGCGCCAUUCUGCGAGGAGGCCUGUCUAAAGACUGAUGGGGCGAUCUCUGGAGCCGUGCCGGAGACGCCCAAAGUCAUUCCACUCUCUGGGGACACUCCGAGACAUCACCACCAAGACGCUCAGCAAUGCACUUCGUCUAGUGAUCAAUUUUGUGUGAAGUAAAGUUCAGUUCGCCACGGUAUAAUGGUGAAAAUAACCAACCUCUUAUUAUAGUCGCCUGUGAUUGAUUUGUAUGUGUGUGUUUGUGUGUAUGUGUUUUAUAGUGUAGUUUUUUUUUGUUGUUAAGACUUUGAUACAGUCAACUGUGUCUCUUUUUUUAACUACCCCGUAUUUUAUUGUUUUUUAAAUUAUAGGACCUGUUGUUCUCAGCGACAUAAUGUGAAAUGAAAUGUGGCGCCAAACCACGCCAAACCAAGGUAUUACCUGGUGGGGCUCGUAGAAGCUCCUGUGUUGUCAAUUAUUUUUUGUACGGGCAGUUUCUUUGGAAAGACGGCAAUUGUUUUUAGGCACGAAGUAGCCUUAUUUAGUAUAAUCGAUUUGUAAGCUCAAUAAACCGUCUGAGAACCCAGA